Messenger RNA from Fusarium odoratissimum NRRL 54006, 738 nucleotides. RefSeq lists its product as uncharacterized. The transcript has a single exon. The record is from RefSeq and is a predicted model, not a curated record. The coding region runs from base 1 to 738 and encodes 245 amino acids. Lineage: Eukaryota; Fungi; Ascomycota; Sordariomycetes; Hypocreales; Nectriaceae.
AUGCCUCUCCCCAAUGAACCUGUCAAAGUCACCGGUGGCUGCUCUUGCGGCGCCGUCCGUUAUCGUAUUGAUGUCCCUGCAUUGGAAGACCGUCCAUUGAACCCUUUCGCCCCUCCGGCCUUUGGUAUCAAACUUCCCGGUGCUAUAACAUGCCACUGCAACGACUGCCGUAGAUCGACCGGCUCGUUUCUUGCAGUUGGCAUACUUGACGUCCCGGCUCCUAUGCUCACAGUAUCCGCCAUGUCGCCCUCAUCUGAAUCAAAUAUCGUCUCUGGUCGAAUCCUAGAUGUACUUGCAGAUGACUAUGACUCUGCAAAAGCAGACGCGGAUCGUCCCCCAUACAUCCCAGCCAUGAAUAUCCUCCGCGCAACAGGAGAGACCAAAACUUGGUUGCGCUUCUUUCAUUCGUCUAAAUGCAGCCCCGAUGUAUCCCGCAGCUUCUGUGGUCGUUGCGGAACGCAGCUGUGCUUCCACUUCAAACUGGAGCCAGAAUAUUGCGCUGAUGGAAAUUUACCCGAGGGAUGGCGGGACUCUUUCCAUUUGUACCUUGGAACUCUGGAUCGCGAGUUUCUCGAGAAGGAUUGGUUCAACCCUGACAGUGAAGGAAUGUUCAAGUAUGGAACACCUCUCAGUCGAUGUGUUUCUGCGACGGCCAAGGGUUUGAAGGACUUGCCCAAGAUGCAGGAGUUUGAUGGUCAGGUUACUGAAGAAGAGUUGGCAACUUUGAGAUCUCAGUAG